UUUUUUAGACUACUCUGCAACAACAAUGGCGGUUUAUCCUGUCCUUAACGGCGACAAGAAGCAUUGGUGGUUCACUCACAAGAAGACUGUUGAUAAGUACAUUAAGGACGCAAGGUCUUUAAUGGAGAGUGAGGAGCAAAACGACGUUGCUUCAGCCAUUCAUUUACUAGACGCGGCGUUAUCAAUAUCGCCGCGUUCGGAAACUGCGUUAGAACUUAAAGCCAGAUCUUUGCUCUUUCUUCGUCGCUUCAAAGAUGUAGUUAAUAUGCUUCAAGAUUAUAUUCCAAGCCUCAAGCUCACCGUGAACGAGGAAGAUGGAUCUUAUACAUACGAAGGCAGCUCUUACUCUUCCUCCUCUGCUCAGCUCUCCCGGAAACUUCUCUCCGACUCAUCUCCUCGCCGUGACUCCUCCUUCAAGUGCUUCUCUGUUUCUGACUUGAAAAAUAAAAUUAUGGCUGGGAUUUUAAAAAAUCGCGAUAAAGAUAAACAAUGGAGAUAUGUUGUUUUAGGACAAGCUUGUUGCCACCUAGGAUUAAUGGAGGACGCAUUGAUUCUUCUUCAAACCGGAAAACGCCUCGCAACCGCCGAGUUCCGCCGUUUAAGUGUAAGCUUGUCAGAUGAUAGCGUCUCUCUCCUCCUCUCCGAAUCAUCAUCAUCAUCCUCCUCUUAUGCUUAUCCUCCACGCAAACUCUCCGAAUGCGAAACCGUCACUAACCUUCUCGCACACACAAAAAAUCUCCUCCGUCGUCGCUCCGCCGGAUUCGCCGCCUUUGACGCUGGACUAUUCUCCGACUCCAUCCGUCACUUCUCCAAAAUCCUCGACGGUCGUCGUCGUCCCGCGCCACAAGGAUUCCUCGCCGAUUGCUAUAUGCACCGCGCCGCCGCUUAUAAAUCCGCCGGAAAAAUCGCGGAAGCCAUCGCCGAUUGUAACAAAACCUUAGCUCUUGAGCCGUCGUGCAUCCACGCGUUGGAGACUAGAGCCGCUCUCUUGGAAACGGUUCGGUGUCUACCGGAUUCGCUUCACGACUUAGAGCACUUGAAGAUACUCUACAACACCAUCUUACGUGAUCGGAAACUUCCCGGACCACCGUGGAAACGACACAACGUGAAAUACAGAGAAAUUCCGGGAAAGUUAUGCGAAUUGACGACGAAAUCGAAGAAACUGAAAGCAAAAAUCGCAAAUGGAGAAAUCGGAAACGUUGAUUAUUACGGAUUGGUCGGAGUUAGACGCGGUUGCACGAGAUCGGAGCUUGAUCGAGCAAAUCUCUUGCUCUGUCUCAGGCAUAAACCUGACAAGGCUUUAGCAUUCAUCGAACGUUGCGAUUUCUUCGAUCAGAACGAGAUAAGUUCCGUUAAAGAUCGAGCGAAGAUGUCUUCUUUGUUGCUUUAUCGAUUGAUUCAGAGAGGUUAUUCAGUUUUGGCGGCAACGAUAGCAGAGGAGGAACAGAGGAAGAAGAUGAUGGCGUUGACUCAAACGUCAACGAAAACGGUUGAAGAACAUGAACCGGUUGAAAAUCCCGGUACAAUAAAGAUAACCGGUUUCGUAGAUAUUAAACCGGGAAAUUCAAACGCGUUUCAAGGUGUUUUCUGCCGAGAUCUUGCCGCCGUUGGGAGUUUAUUAUCUAGGACCGGAUUUAACCAACCGAUUCCAAUGAAAUACGAUGCAAUCAGUUGUUAACCGGGAAUUAUAGUUUGUAUAUAAGUAAGAUUUUAAUUCCACUUGAGAAUUUUGUCACUUUAAAUAUUCGUCUCUUUUGAGUUAAUUCUCCUACUUUCUCUUUAUUUCUGUGCAGAAAAUGCUUUACUUGUCGAAUAUAAAAUCAAAGUUGUG
This is a messenger RNA of Arabidopsis arenosa, 1831 nucleotides long. Lineage: Eukaryota; Viridiplantae; Streptophyta; Magnoliopsida; Brassicales; Brassicaceae. The record is from the annotation of a GenBank genome assembly.